This is a messenger RNA of Mizuhopecten yessoensis (Yesso scallop), 1676 nucleotides long. Its product is annotated as pre-mRNA-splicing factor CWC25 homolog. Gene Ontology annotation, biological process: mRNA splicing, via spliceosome. Lineage: Eukaryota; Metazoa; Mollusca; Bivalvia; Pectinida; Pectinidae. The coding region runs from base 140 to 1582 and encodes 480 amino acids. The record is from RefSeq and is a predicted model, not a curated record. Gene Ontology annotation, cellular component: U2-type spliceosomal complex. The transcript is spliced from 9 exons.
UCACAAUCUUUGUGUCUCAAGUGCUUGGAACCCGAGGGAAAAACGUCGGUUUUGUGUUCACGUUUGUGGUCAGAGGAGACACUAGGGAAACAUUGUAAAACUACUUUGAAGAAGUUGUUGAUGGUAAAAGUCAUCAAACAUGGAGGACACAGAAAAAAGAAAAGUAAAAGAAAUGAUGAGGGAAAAAGAGUCAGCACCUGCGAUGGAUUGGAUGUACAAGGGAGAAAAACCAAGCGAGGAAGACUACCUCCUAGGAAAACGUGUAGAUAGACAUGUUGAGACAAAAGAUGAACCUCCACAGCCAGAUGACAUAUUUGGGGAGAGAAUUAAGGCCAACAUUGCCCUGGACAUGGCUGCAAAGGCUAGAGAAGACCCACUGUUUGCUAUACGAAAGCGUGAGGAGGAAGCGAAAAAACGUCUGUUGGAGAACCCAAUCAAAAUGAAAAUGCUUAAGAAAAGUUUAGAAAAACAACAGAAAAGGGAAAAUAAGAAAAAGAAAAAACACAAACAUUCUGAAGAAGAUGACAUUAUGCAGAAAUAUUUGUCAAUUUUAAACAAAAAACAAACGGGGAAACAUGACAAACCAAAACACAGUGAUUCUCAUCGCAAACACUCAAAUGAUUCAGAUGACAGUGACAGUGAUCGCCCUGCAAGAAAACAAGAUUUUCCUAGAAAGAAACAUAGACAGGACUUUGAUGACCAAAGAACUAAACAUUCAAAGAGUCGUGCAGAUUUUCAUAUUAGAAACAAACAUCAGCGAGACUCUGAUAGUGAUUCAAAUUCAAGACAUAAAAGCUCUUUCAGGAAAGGAGAAAAAUUACAUAGAAACAGGCAUGACAGUGAUUCAGACAAGACUGACGGCAGAAAAGGGUCAAAGGACAAAAGAAAUAAAGUGUCAGACAAAAGGAAUGAGUCUGAUCAUUUUUCAUCUAAACAUCGAAAAGAGCAGCCACAUCCAGGUAGACACAGUGUGUCUGAGAAAGGGAGACAACCAUCAAGUGAUGACUGGAGCACCAGUGACAGCAGUGACAGCAGUGAUGAUUCCAGUGAAGAUAAUCAAAGAUACAAAGGAAAGAAAUAUGGCCUCAUUGUUAACAAGAACAAAAUAAAAACGGAGGCUGACAGAAAAUCUGAAAAAUCUAGAGCACCAUCACCUCCCCACCGCUCAAGGUCACCAGUAUCACAUAGAAGGUCAAGGUCUCCAAGAAGGAGGUCAAGGUCGCCCAGAGGAAGGUCAAGGACUCCAGACACAAGAAAACCUUCAAAGUAUGGAGACAAAGACAGAAGAAGACAGACUCCUCCAAGAAAACUGACAUCUGAGGAGAAAAAACGAAAGGUUGAGGAAAUGAUGAGCAAUGCCACUUGGCGUGAGGAUAAGCGUAAACAGAACGUCAGUCGUUACAGGGAGGAGGAAGAACAGGAAGCCUUGCGUCACAAACAGGACACAAAAGAUGACAAGUUUAUAAAUACCAUGAUGUCCAGUCAUGCAGAGAAAAGCUCGGUGGCAGACAGGAUCAAACGGAACAAGUACAAUAUUCAAAGGACCAAGGCUGAUAUGAACAAAGACUUUCUGAAGAAAUGAUCAUAGCAUUUUCACACAUACUAAAAAACUGUAAGAUGUUUUACAGUUCAAAUUGGAAUUAUUUUUUUAUAAAAUAAAUGAGAAUGAUUUUGUU